Polypterus senegalus (gray bichir) is the source of this 3963-nucleotide messenger RNA. Its product is annotated as tripartite motif-containing protein 16-like. NCBI's taxonomy places the organism in Eukaryota, Metazoa, Chordata, Cladistia, Polypteriformes, Polypteridae. The record is from RefSeq and is a predicted model, not a curated record. The transcript has 6 exons. Bases 339 to 2132 code for a protein of 597 amino acids. Gene Ontology annotation, molecular function: protein binding; zinc ion binding.
UUACUCCAUCUUGUGGAUGAAAAAGGUACCGCAAUGAAAACUGCCCCAAAACGUCUGCGGCAGGAAUUUGCACCACCUUGAUUCCGUAUUUGCGAAGCUCCCUGGUCCUGUGUUGUCCGCUCUUCUCAUUUCAUAAACCGCACAUUUUAUUUACAGUUGAGUUUGAAUUGCUACGGCGACGAUCGUAUUUAUUUUUUUCUUGCGCGCUCCCUGUGAUUUCGUCCAAUCAGCGCAACAAAAAUAAGACGCUGCAAUGUCAGCUGAGUCUGAAACGAGAUGGAAUGAAGGUCGAAGAUGUUUUAGAGCCACACUCGUGACCGACCGAUUCCUUUACGUGAAUGAAGCGACUUUCAGUUUCGAUUCUUCACAAGCACCGCUCGCUUGUCACAGUUUGUCACAGUGGAUCUCCGUUCACGAUGGCAGCAGCUCGCCCUUUGCUGUCCGCCGAUCAGUUCACCUGCUCGGUGUGUCUGGACGUUCUGAAGAAGCCCGUCACUAUUCCGUGUGGACACAACUACUGCCUGGACUGUAUUAAUGACUACUGGGACCAGUCCGACACCGUGGAGGUCUACCUCUGCCCUCAGUGCAGGCGAUCAUUUAACGUGAGACCCGAGCUUAACAGAAACACCGUACUGGCAGAAAUAAUAGAAAAACUGAAUGAAAUGCAAAGCGAUGUCGCUCCGUCUCAGAGUUACGCCGGACCUGACGAUGUCCCCUGUGAUGUUUGCCCGGGCAGAAAAUGGAGAGCCGUGAAGACCUGCCUGACCUGCAUGGCCUCUUACUGUGAAAGUCACCUGCAGCCACACAGAGAAUUCGAAGCUCUGAAGAAACACAAACUGGGGGACCCGACUGGAAACCUCGAGGAGAAAAUCUGCGAAAAACACCAGAGAGUCCUGGAAAUCUUCUGUAGGACCGACGAGACGUGCGUGUGCUUACUGUGUGUGGCGACCGAGCACAAGAGUCACGACACGGUGACACCUGAGGAGGAGAGAGCGGGGAGACAGAGUCAACUGGAUAAAGAAAAGAAAGGGCUGAGAAAGAGAAUCCAGGAGACAGAGAAGAGACUGGUGGAAAUCAAAGAGAGUGUAGUGAAGAUUCAGAAAUCUGCAAAGAAAGAGCUGCAGAAUCAUGAGGAUACCUUCAACUUCCUGACUCAAAUAAUUCAGUCCCUGAGGUCCAAGGUUACUGAGACAGUUAGAGAUCAUGAGCAGAAAGAGGUGAGAAAAGCUGAAGAGCUCAUGGAGCAACUGGAGAAGGAGAUUAAGAAACUGAAGAAGACCAGUGCCGAGUUGGCCCAGCUUUCCCAUACUGAUGACCACAUCCACUUCCUAAAGAAAUUUCCAUCCCUCUGUGUCCCUAUGAGUGACGGAGUCUCACCUAAACUCACGGCCAAUUCAGAUUUCCUUCCUGAGACUCUGAAGAAAGACCUGUCUGAGCUGCAGAGGCAUCUUCAGGAGAUGAGUGGCUGGGAAUUUGUGAAGAGCCGGCAGACAGAAGUAAAAACCCCAAGUUGCUUCCAGCAGAAUAUGAGUAGGAAUUCAUUUCUACAAUGUCCAGUUAUGAACUUUUCUCAAGUUACAAAAGAAAUGAAUCACUUCAACCACAAACUCUUGGAGACGGGCACUGAAGCUGUGCAGAAUUUUCCAGACACUGGCACUUUAAAAACUGAAGAUGGAGACUUGGACCCCGGCCAUGAACAUGGAGAUCCUGCCUACAUUAAAGAAGAAGAUACCCGAGGAGACACAGCUGAACGGUCAUACUGUGGUAUUGAGCAGGAAUCUGUAAUUGUUAAAGUGGAAGGGGAACUGUGUCUCAUUAAAGAAGAGGUCUCUGACAUGGAUUUAUCUUCUGUCCUUAAAAUGCAGAUGUUUGUUUCAGAAAGUGCUGAUGAAGGCAUAUUGACUGAAAUUGAGCUUAUGGAAAGCCGUCUGGAGGCAGCUCCUCAGAGAAGUCUGUAUGCCGCUCAGCAGGAAGGUGAGCCUAAAGGGAACAAUGGAAUUACCAAUGUACAGGGUGCGGGAAGACCUUCACACAGGCGGGCAAUCUACAACAGCACCAGAAAAUCCACACAGGGGAAAAGCCAUACCAGCGUACCGAAUGUGGGAAGACUUUUAGACAGGCUACCGGUCUAAAACAACACCAAGGAACACACAUACGAAAAACGGAGUACCAGUGUGCUCGAUGUGGGAAGACGUUCAGCCAGACUGUGGAUGCUCAGCCUCACAAUGGUAUACCCAGUUUCAGUGAAAGUAAGAAGAGCCAUGGAGAGGGAACUGUGCAGGAAAGCCCAUCCUUUGCCCAACAGGAGUGUGGGUAUGGAGGUGAAGACACAGAUAGUAAAAAUGUAGGAAGAAUGUCCAGUCCUAGCAAAAAUAUGGUCCAUGCUGUAGGAAGCCUGCAAAGUGAAGGCGAAAGCUCUAAGAACUUCAGCAAUCUACUGCAACUCACAUACCAAUGUGCUGAAUGUGUAAAGACUCCCACACAGACCACACAUCUUCAAGAAUAUCAGAAAAUUGACACAAGAGGAAAAAUAUUUCAAUGCAGUUAUUGCAGAAAGAGUUUUAAACACAACCCAAGCCUUAUACACCAUCGGUAAAUUCACACAGGAGAGAAACCGUACCAGUGCACCGAAUGUGAAAAGUCGUUCACGUGGCGGGCCACCCUUAGACCACCCUUAGACAUCACUUGAACCUGCACAGAGGAAUACAGGAGGAAGUUAACUGUCGAGGAAGAAAGUACCCAUGUACCGAAUGUGGAAAGAGCUUUAGGCAAAGUAUAGACCUCCGAAAUCAUCUGAGGAUUCAUACUGGAGAAAAACCCUAGUACUAUCGUCAAUGUGAAAAGAAUUUCAGAACCAGUACUGCUUUUCGACAGCAUCAGAUAAUUCAUAUGGGACAAAAACCGUACCAGUGCGCAGAAUGUAAACAGAUGUUCAUGCGGCGGGACCACCUUAGACAACAUAUGAGCAAACACGGGGGGACAGUCGAAGAAAAACUGUACCCUUGUGCCAUUUGUGCAAAGAGUUUCAGGCGAAAUGUACACCUUCAUCAUCAUCAGAGGAUUCAUACGGGAGAAGACACAUACCAGUGUGGUGGAUGCAGAAAGACGUUUCCCCAGAUUCAAAUUCUAAAACUCCACCAGAGUGUUCACACAAGAGAAAAACCCUACCAGUGUGCUGAAUGUGGAAAGACGUUUACCCUUUCUAAAAGUCUUAAAAAGCACCAGAGGAGUCACUUGAACCAAGGAAAGUUGAAAAGCAAUGGAGAAUGGUGGAACGGUUCUCGCGUGAUAUCUGAACGAAACUUGGACUCAUUAAGUAGUCCUUAUCGAUGGAAGUUAAUACACAAAAAAAUGAAUCAGGACAAGAAGAAAGCUGUAGACAACUGGGGAUUAAUUGAGGGUAUGGAGAUAAGCCUCAAGAAUCUAAGGGAGACAAUGUGAGGAGCAAAAAAGAUCUUCUGGAACUUGCAGUGUGAAAGAACCAACCUCGACACACAGAGAAAGGUUUGGGGCAGCCACCCGUAUAUUAUCCCAGGAUGCAACAGGGUUUCGAAAAUCGCACUGGUUUGCAUAGAUUGGAGUCCAAGAGCGAACUAAGGAUGAUGGAAGUUGACUGUUCUUUUGAGGCAGGGAACUGGAAGUGAUGUCAUCAGGGUCCAGAACCGGAGGUGAUGUCAUCAAGGUCCGGAACUAGAAGUGACCUCUUCACUGGGGCCAGAACUGGAGGUGACAUCAUCCUUGGGCCUAGAACCAGAAGUGCUGUUCUUAGGGCCAGAAAAGAGUGGUGUCGUUAGGGUUGAAUCAGGUAGAAGUUCCCAUAUUUGGUCUGCAGAAAUAACAGAGGAAGGUUUAGUGCACCCUGCCACCCCCUGGCCUGACGUGGAAUUCAAAGUCAAAGGAAACGCUGACUGGAGGGGGCAAAAACAGCCAUUACAGCAAAGGGGGGGCUGACAAGAUGGAAAU